AUGUCGGGGUUUGAGCCUUUAAAUACUAUCUGUGUCAAGUUCACCAUAGGGGACUUGCACAUUCGGGUUUCGUCCAAGUUUACGCCGAAGCUCUCGACAAUGCUACUAGGAACUCCGACAUACGCCGUCAAGACCAACACUGAUACACUUAUCUCCACGACAGCAUCUGGCAAGGACGCAAUCAGUGCCUCGAACGUCAUCACACUCACCGCCUCUCUGGGUUUGAAUGGCCCUGUUCUGCGCCACAACAGGGACUUUGAAACCCUGGCUGCCGACAUGAAAACCAAGCGCUCUGAUAUCGAAACGGCGAAUGCCUACGGAUAUUCACUCUAG
This is a messenger RNA of Metarhizium acridum CQMa 102, 333 nucleotides long. Lineage: Eukaryota; Fungi; Ascomycota; Sordariomycetes; Hypocreales; Clavicipitaceae. The record is from RefSeq and is a predicted model, not a curated record.